CACAUACACACCCACCCACCGCGCGCGGCCUUGCUGGCUGGCUGGUACGGUUGAUGGGCAGCAGCUUCCCCGGCGGCGAGAUGUGCAUGGAGGGCAGCCGCCCGGCGGGGAGGCGCGGGGCCAAGAAGCAGGCGGCGGCGGAACACAAGGCCAACAGGCAGCCGCAGCGCGGCCUGGGCGUCGCGCAGCUCGAGAAGAUCCGACUCCACAACCAGAUGAUGGCCGCCUACCGCUCAGCCGGCGGAGGCCUGCACCCGGCCGCCACGGCUGCGCAGCAGGCGCCGUUCGCCGCUCCGGUGCCCGCCGGCGCCUCCUCGUUCCAGCCCUACUUCACGAACUGCUUCGAGGAGACGGAGCGGGGCAUCGUGCCCGUGCGGGUGCAGCAGUACUACGACGGCCACCACCACCUGCCGUACGGGUCGAGCCCGCCGCCGCCGUCGCUGUUCGCGCACGGCGUCAGGGAUUCCUCCGGCCACAGGCUGGGGCAGCCGCCGCUGCAGCAGUACUGCUUGAUGAGCAGCGCGAGCGACGGGUCCAGGUCCAGCCACGGCAGCGCGGAGGAGCUCGACCUGGAGCUCAGAUUGUAGCAGCUCAUUAAGCAGCUGCUGCUGCCUCUGCCUGCAGCGAUUUAGUUAGCUUAAUUUGUUCUGGGUUGGGGGGUUGGUCCUAUGUACUACUACAUAGGCUGAGCGACGAUCUGAAACACAGUUUGGUCAGAUGCGCAUGGGCGAAGCAUCAUGCAGCACCUAGCUACCACUGUGGGAAAUGACGGAGGAUCGGAGGAGAGCAGAGCCUGCUACAGAUUACUAAUUAGCUAGCCUAUUGCCUGACCUGCUAUGUAAAUUAAGAAAUGUCAGAGCAUUUUAAUUGAGUCAUGCAUUUUUUUUCCAAGCGGAAACCUGUUGCAUUUUUUUUUUCUGAUGGGAGAAUGACUAGUUUUGUUUGCCA
Molecule: messenger RNA, 948 nt
Organism: Panicum hallii
Lineage: Eukaryota; Viridiplantae; Streptophyta; Magnoliopsida; Poales; Poaceae
Product: protein SPEAR1-like
Exons: 2
Coding region: 54-587 (177 amino acids)
Molecular function (GO): DNA-binding transcription factor activity
Source: RefSeq, a predicted model, not a curated record